AACAAAAUGGCGUCGGGCAGCUCCUCCUCUCCUGUCGGAUAAGCGCCAUUUUGUCAUUUUCCGUUAGCUGUCCGGGCGCGCUGUUGUGCGUUGUGCUGCCAGUUUUAACUGUGAAUAUUCUUAAAUUUUACAAGAAGUGCAUUGUUAAUCCAAGUUGAUCAGCAUUCGAGUUCUACAGAGAAGCUACUGGUGUUUGGAUACAAACACCGCGAACGGAGUCGACCUAUUGGAUAAGAAAUGUUAAACAAUGCAAUUAAUUUUAGAAACUGAGAGUUUAGAUAUAAACACUAAAAUGUCUGAAAUAGACGUUCAAUCACACUUAGACACCAAAUCUUUGUCAAAUGGCAUAGUUGAUAGUAUAAAAAUAGUCAACGGAGAACUGAAAAAUAAAGAAGAAAUAAUUGAAAAGCCAGAGCCUGUGGCUGAGGUUCCAGAAAAUGACAAAUGUAACAAAGUGAAAGAUGACACUUCUAGCUGUGAGAAACAAAUUAAUGUUACUGAGACAAAAGAAUUAGUUAACUUAGAAAAAACAAAAGAUGAUCAAAUAGAUGUUAAGUCAAAUGAAAGCGGUAUUGAUAAAAACGCCAAUGGAGACCUUAAAAAUGGAGAAGAAAUGAUUGAAAAGCCUGAGAAUGUGGCCGAGUUUGUAGACAAAAUUGAUGACAAAUCUGGAAAUGAAGAGCAAAUAAAUACCAAUGUAACAGAAGAUUUAGUUAACUCAGAAAAAAUAAAAUAUGACAUUGCGGAGUUAAAUAAAAACAGUGAUGAUUCAAACGAUAAAGAUGAAGAAAAUAGUAACGGUAAAGAAACUUUAACUGAAAAGACGGGCAUAGAUACAAUUAGUGAAAGUUCAAAUAUUGAAGAAACUACAAAGAAAAUCGUAAGUGAAUGCAAUAUUGAAAAUAAAGAAAAUGGUCAUGAUAACGGCAAUGAUACAUCUGAGAAUGUUGGUUUAGAAAACAAUACAGAAGAAAAUAUUAAGAAUACACCGGAAAUCCAUGAAAACAUUUUGGAAAAAAGUUUAAAUGAUAAUGAACAACCUAAAAAUAUGCUGAACAACAUUGAGAUAAACGCACCUGAUCAUAACGAGACUGAUAAUGAAACUUGUGCCUCAACUAGAUCGGUGACUGAAACUGUCCAAAGCAUGGAUGUGGAAUUGACAAACAGUAUCGAAAGUAAACCCGAUAAAGAUAACAUAAAACAGAAAGAAGAAAUUAGUACACUCAAUACUAGAAACGACGAGGAGAAAAUAGUCGACGAUAGUAUUACACCAAUAAACAGUCAGUUAGAUAAAGAAUCCGAAGAAACUACUAUGUGUUCUCCUGAUGCAGUUACUGAAGAAACUGAUGGUAGUAGUGAUGGAAAGUUUGUUGAAACUAUGGUAUCUAAUACUGAAAAUAACACCGUUACGGAAAACAUAACCAUUGAAGAAACAACAGUUGAUGACAGCAAUAAUGCCAAAGACAGUAUAUCUGAAAAGGAAACGGUAACUGCAAAAAGUACUGGUACAUCUGAAAUAGUUGAAAGUAUGGACGUCGAUGAAGAACCUGAGAUUACAAAUUCAAAGGAAACUGUAGAUCCCAAACACGUUGAUACAAAUGAUGGGGUGACCGAUGCAGUAAGCGUUGAAAAAGAUUCGCAGGAAAAGACAGAUAACCCAGCAAAUGGAAAAAUCGACGAACAUGAUUGUGUUGAAAGUCCAGAACAAAUUGAUAGCUCUGACGAUUGUAUGGAAGUCAGUGAAGUAAGCAAAGAAACUCCUGAUGGGCCUACAAAACUUACAAGUAAAUCAGUUCUUGCAUCUGAAGUGACCGAGACUAAUAUAAGUAGUGAAAAGACUGAUUCUACUGUAAUAGUUAAAGCCACAGAAAGAAAAAAGAGUGUAAGUGGGCUUUCAAAUAGUCUUAAUAUUUUAUCUGAUGAUGAGGAAGAAGAACCAGUUAUGUCGGAAAAUAAAAAGGAACAAAAUGUAUUGAAUAAUGAGUCAGAAGAUAAGUGUAUAAAUAUAGAAGAUGAUGAUGAUAUCAUGUUGAUUGAUGAUGAUACAAAUUGUAAACAAGAGAUUUCUAAGACUGAAUCCCCUACAGUAGAAGAAAUUAAAGAUGUACCUGUUAAAGAUGAAGAAUUGAAAGUUGAAGAAGGUGGCGUUGAAACUACAGAGAGUGUGAAACCAGAUGUAAUAGAAAAAAGCGACUCCACUGCAAACAUUGAGACACCCAAGACGGAAGAAUCAGAUUCUGAUGUCAAAGUAGAAGAUGCUGUUAAAGAUGAUAUACCUGCUAAAGUCUCAGAAAAAAAGCCAAUAGUUCCCCCAAACUUCUUGAAGACAUUCAAAACCAAUGUCGCUGAAAUGACCAGGGAAGAACUAGAAGAAUUUUGUCUCGUAAAAAUAGUUGAAGGUGUUAUUGAUCGCAGCAAUUUGAGUGAGAUAAAAGCAAAACUAAAAACUAUGUCACAGUCUAUGGAAGAGUGGCGGAAAAAAUCUAUGAUGCUGACCAAACAGAAUAGAGACUUACAAAUUGUUCUAAAAACUGUAACGGAGGAGCAAAAGAAGCGAACUGAUCUGCCUAUUACACCUUUGAAGAUUACUCGCUCGGUUGGCAUGCAGGUAUUCAUGUCCGACCUCAGUAAUGACAGAGCACCAAAACGGAAGGGUCAAUUGAAUGCUAACAAUAGACCUGGUAGGCCACCGGUCAACCCGAGUCCAAGGCCGGCCAAAGCUCCCCCUAACACCCCACCAGCCAGCGCCAAGCCCCAACAGAUACCCGUGCCGAGACUAGUACCCGCAACUAACAACAACUCCCCCUCUAAGAACACGAAGCCUACCUCAUCACAAGUCCAAAGCUCGACCGUCAGUAGUAAUAGUGAAAAAACUUCUACUCCAACACAUAAUGGGGUUAAGAACACCACCCCAGUGAAACCUGUGGAGAAAAGGCCAUUCAGCAGUGUCCAGUCGGUGACAGUUGACUUGACGGACGACGAACCUCCUCAUAAGCAAGUGGUGACUUCGAGGAACGCCCCGCAACCACCGGUCAGGCUGGUCGCGCAACAACAACUGCUAACGCCUCGCGGGCAGAUGCAAAACCAAACAAACCAAUCUGGACCUCGAAAAGUGUACAUUCCUAUCAACCAAAACACAGGCCACAUCAGGCCUGGACAAACUAUCAUGUUGAAGUCCGUACCAACACCUCCUCGACCUAGACAUCAUGCGCCGAUACUUCGGCUACCGAACAGCUCUGGUACUAUCAGAUUACCUCGAAAUCAGACGCAUCGGCAUCCGGCGCCGCUGCCAGAUGUGGCCAAGCAGUCGCAGCCGCCUAACUGGAAGUCGCUGCCCCCCGCCCCUGACCUAAAGAUAUCCAAGGUGGAAAAUGGAAUCGUCAUCUCCUGGAAGAUCGAAGGGUACCAAGAAGACAGUUACGAAGAGAUAGCAAGCUAUCAACUGUACGCCUAUCAAGAGACCUCCUCGCCCCCUAGUACUAUGUUGUGGAAAAAGAUUGGCGACGUGAAAGCACUGCCUCUGCCCAUGGCCUGCACUCUCACUCAGUUCAUGGCGGGGUACAAAUACUUCUUCGCGGUGAGGGCAGUCGAUGUCCGAUCUCGCAUCGGGCCCUUCAGUCUGCCCGGAAGCAUACUUUUGCUGAACAAAUAAAGACUGAUAAACGCGAAUUUUAUGUGUCCUAAUUAGUGCAAGUGAUUAUGAACAGUGUUGUAUUGAUUCAAGUGAUAUUGAUAACUUAUUAUAAUUUGUGGUGUAUAUUUCGGUUCUCCCGCUUUUAACUAAGACUUUAAUGUAAGUGUAAAUAAUUUUUGUCACAUUAAAAUCCGCACUGUGGAUAACGAUAGCACUUGAUAUUUGCGUUGCUUUCAAUGGUAGAUUUUAAUGUGACACAUAAGGUAAGGUAGGUUUAAGCCGCGCCAAUCAAGAAACGAAUUUGAAAGUGGAAUAACAUAUCAAACCGUUGACAAAACAGAGAUGCUGGAUAGCGGGUGGUAGUGUGCUAGUCAGUUUUAUUCGUAACUUUAUUGGCGCGGCUCAUUCAUCGAUUUUAAUUUAUGAGCGAAGGUAAAUCCGAUUAGGAUUGAUCUGACUGCCACUGAUCUCCAGUUAUCUUCAUACAAUAUAAUAAAAAUACAUACACACUUUUUAAACCAAUUUAUUCUAGAAAAGUACAUAAAUGUAAAAUUAGAUAGACAAUUUCGUUGUGGUGUAUUAUUAAUAAAAAUAUCCAACUUACAUGUAACGUGGACUAACUAAACUUUA
Plutella xylostella (diamondback moth) is the source of this 4264-nucleotide messenger RNA. RefSeq names its product Fibronectin-III type domain-containing protein windei (gene wde). The record is from RefSeq and is a predicted model, not a curated record. Gene Ontology annotation, molecular function: transcription coregulator activity; protein binding. Gene Ontology annotation, cellular component: nucleus; transcription regulator complex. NCBI's taxonomy places the organism in Eukaryota, Metazoa, Arthropoda, Insecta, Lepidoptera, Plutellidae. Gene Ontology annotation, biological process: regulation of DNA-templated transcription.